AUGGAUAGCACUUCAAAUAGCAAACCGGUUCGCCACCGUGAUACGGUGUUUGCAACCAGCAACCAAGACUCCCUCAAACGCGUAUUUCGCGGGGUAGAGUCCAAUGGCAGGCCAAAGAUCCGUCGCAUGAUACCUAUAGUCCCUGAACAAAGCUCAAGGGGGUCAACGCCGGUGGCCGCGGUCGCCCAGCUUCGUAAAGCAGUGAUGAACCCCUGGGAUCGAUACCAGAAGUGUCUCGAGAAGGAGGAAGGGAUUCCAGGAAUGAUUGCACACGCAAAGGAUGGCAGUUUCGAAGAGAUGCUUUUGCGAGAGAUCAAGGUUCACAGCAAGGAAUGGCUCUCAAGAAUUAUCCCCAUCUCACAAAAGAAUAUUGUUGACCUUCGCGAGGCCUUCUAUGAUAAUGGCAGUAUCUUUUUGUUCUACGAGAUGAUGGAUGUUUCUCUGGCACAAAUUUUUGGUGCGCCGCAUCGUGGCCUCCGGCACUACGAGGUUGCCGCCUUUUGCAAGGAGGUCCUUGAAGGAUUGGCCUACCUUCAUACGCAGCUAAAGAUGGCACAUGGGAGCCUGACUGCUGACAGCAUCCUUCUAUCAGCAAAAGGGGAUAUAAAAAUAGCGGAUAUUGGAGGUUGCUUGUUAAAGAGAAUGGGUAGCGACAUGUCGCAGGGCGAUGUACGAUCCCUGGGAGCAAUAAUCAUCCAGUGCCUCGAACCAGAUACGGCAUUGAGAAGGGGAGAUCUCCUGAAGGACGAGAAAUGGGACGCAGUAUUGCGUGAAUUUCAGCUCCAUACUCAGACAAAAUCCGCCAAAGAGCUGCUUCAGCGGUCCCCCGGCCCAAACUGCCUCAAACCAUACGUCUGCAUUGCGCGAGAGACUAUUUUCAGCAAUUCCAAAGUCCUUCUUGAAUAG
Molecule: messenger RNA, 906 nt
Organism: Blastomyces gilchristii SLH14081
Lineage: Eukaryota; Fungi; Ascomycota; Eurotiomycetes; Onygenales; Ajellomycetaceae
Product: serine/threonine protein kinase
Exons: 3
Coding region: 1-906 (301 amino acids)
Biological process (GO): protein phosphorylation
Cellular component (GO): cytoplasm
Molecular function (GO): protein serine/threonine kinase activity; ATP binding
Source: RefSeq, a predicted model, not a curated record